Molecule: messenger RNA, 3552 nt
Organism: Nerophis lumbriciformis (worm pipefish)
Lineage: Eukaryota; Metazoa; Chordata; Actinopteri; Syngnathiformes; Syngnathidae
Gene: ccdc57
Product: coiled-coil domain containing 57
Biological process (GO): cilium assembly; centriole replication; microtubule nucleation
Cellular component (GO): spindle microtubule; centriolar satellite; centriole
Source: RefSeq, a predicted model, not a curated record
UGGCAACCCCGCACCGGUCUAUCGGAAGUAAUAAUUAGCUGCUACGUAAUAGUCAGCAUAAUUCGCAUUUUACUAUGUCCUCCGCCGCGCAUUGAGUGUCGCUCUGAAUAUUUGUGUCAUGGACAUCGAACAGUUUCAAGCCUUGGAUGCUGACUGUCCCGGUUCCAAAAUGCAGUCAAACGUCUACAGUGGAUUGGGAGACCUGGAAGCCCAGGCAGUCAAUAAAGAGAGAGAGUGGAAGGAACUCCAAGCUAGAAGGAUUCAUCUAUUAGAAGAUUCUCUUGAAAAGGCUAACAAGGAGUGUUUGUGUCUCAGACACCAGAAUCAGAGGCUGAAGAAGGACUUUCAGUACAACCUGGAGAUCCUGGAUGAACGAGACAGAGAGCUGGAGAGAUACGAUAUGAUCACUUCCAAGGCUGUAACUGCGGAGCAAAACAGGCAGGAGGAGCUGAGUCAGCUCCGUAUUCAGGUUGCCAUGCUGGAGGAGAGGCAAGCCAAAGACGCCGAGGCGAGACAGAAGGAGCAGCUUGUUAGCCAGAACAAAGCUGCUCAACACAAGCUGCAGCUGGAGGAGCUCAGACACUCGAUGACAGGCAAAAUUCAAAAACAAAUGGAGGAACACGAGAGGGUGAAAUUGGAGUUGCAGCACAGAAUACAAGAGCAAGAAGGAGAAAUAAUGCGGCUUAGACAGGUGAUGACAACAGCCAUGGACAAAAAGUUAAAAGAGCAUGAACAUGAAUUCAACUUGAAGCGAGAUGAGAUGCAGGCAAUGUUGCUUUCUAGGGACCUCAAGAUAAAGCUUCUGUCUAAAGAUACUGAAAUACAGAGCCAAGCUAAACUGGAAGCGAACGAAGUGCUCAAAGCAUCUGAUGAGUUCUUAAAGCAGUUACAGGCCCAGUUGCAACAAAAGGACCAGGUGAUGGAUGAUAUUACCAACGUCAAAGAUGUCAGAAUAAAGCAGCUUGAGGACAAGUUGAAACAGGUGGAGAAAAAGAUAAAAAAGAAGGAAGAUGAUCGCAUGAAAAAAAAUAAGGACAUGAUCCAGACUUUGAAGGAGAAGGAGAAGCAGUUGAAUGCUCACUGUCAAGCCAACAAAAAGCACCUACAGAAAGCUGAGGAACGCAUUGUCAAACUACAGGAUGACAUCGCGUUUACAUCUGCUCAGACUCACUCGGCACAGAGAGACAUGCAGAUGGCCUUAGGUGACAAAGAUGAUACAAUAAAAAGGCUUCGUGUGGAAAUUAAUACAAGUCAGACUGCCUGGGAGAGUUACAUGCAUCAGACUUCCAGCGAGAUGGUCGCCAAGGAUGCAGAGUUGAUAGGCCUGCGGGAAAGCAAUCACAAACUCAAGGCAGAACUGGAAAGGAGCAGGGAGGAGAUAAAAAGAUACAAACAGGAUGUGAGUGCCGGUUUAAAGAGAGAGGCGGACUUGCAGCAGUCGCGAGUGCAGGUAGAGCUUGAGUGCCAGAGGCGCUGUGAAGAUGCCAAGGUUAAACACUACCUUGCUAAUGAGCAGCUUAUUCAAGACUUGACCCAGGCCAGAGACCAGGCAAAGGCGGAGCUCCGUGAGAAGGAAAAAGAACUACGAGGCCUGACUGUCUCGAUUCCUUCUGUCAAAAAGGGGCAAGACAAUGGAGUACAGCAGGCCAAUAAAAAAGGCCUCAUGCCAAGGACGGACGUUCAAACAUCUGAGGAGAUACGUUCCCUAAUGGAGCAAAACAACAUGUUGCGAGCUGUGGUUAGCCAGAUGAGAAAAAAUAUGGAGGAUCUCAGUGAUCUCCAACAACAUCCUCAGCCCACGCUUCAGAACUACUCCACUGAUGCUAUGAAACCCCACGAAGCCCCCGCCGCUACCUCCAUCCCCUCCGCAACUGAACCUCUUGCCAAGCAUUCUGACAUCUCUGCCAACACCACCCCAGCAGAUGUAUCAGACCACACUGAGGCUCUGAAGCAGGAGGCCCUGUUGAGGGCUCAUUGCAGACAACUUGAGAGGAAGCUGCAAGGUGUUUCAGGGCUCUUGAACCAAGUUCCUGCUGAGUCCUUGGUCCACACAUCUUUAGGCAAACCGCAUCCACAUGACAAUGGAUCUAAGACAGGUCACUGUUUGGAGAAGCACGCAGACAACACGUUUUUGAGGAAACAGGUGGUGAGGGGGCUACAUGCAAACGCCAGCGAUCAGACUGCUCUGGUACAACAUCUCCAACAUGAGAAUCCCUACCAGCAACAACUCACCUCAUCUCUGACGGUUGGCACUGCAUCUCCAAGGAACAACGCCGAGGUGCGUGCCAGGCUGAAACAGGCAGUUUGUCACAUUCUCCAACUGAGCCAGGAGAAGCAACAGCUUAUACAGAUGGGCAACUGCCUGCGUGCCCGCAUCACAUUAAACAAUGAUUCAACUAAGGAAAACAGAGAUUGUGUUAUGGUGGAACAAGGACGUCAACAUGACCGACUUUCUGCUCUGGAGGAACUACAGUACAAGCUCACCACACAGGAGCUUCAGUAUGCAGUAAGACAGAUGGCUUGCAGGGCUUUUGACGGCACAGGGCCUCCCAUAAAAGGAGAUGACGAUGAUAGAUCCAGAGGGCACAACACCCCUGAUGAGUCUGAGACAUCUAAAAUGUCAGAUGUAAGUUCUUCGGUCAACCAACUACAGAACUCGUUGGAGGUGAAGAUGCAGUCCAGUUCAGACGACACUCUACCAUCAUUGAAAGCAAUCUGGGAAAUACUGGACCAUGGACUCAGUUCAUCCAUACACUCAGAGGGUGAAGGUGAGCUGAACAGGAUCAGGGCAACUAAGCCCGGCAGUGUUGGAGUGAUGGUUUCUGGUACCAGUGCUCCCAUCCACAGACAUCGCCCAACCGAGUUCCAGCAGAACAGGAAACCUUACAAAGCAGCGUUUAACCCUGCAAAGAACGCUACCCAUGAAGCCCCUGAUAAAAUCAGCAGGAUCAGGAACUAUAAUGUUAAAGACUGACAUACGUUUCAAAUCUUUAUGAUAAUUUUGUGACCUGUCCCGUUGAUGGUUUGAGGUGAAUUCCGUUCAGCUUGUGCUGUGCACCAGCACAACUGGCGAUAAUAUAACCUACAGAACACGGUGCUGCCACCACCACGAUUAGUGUUCUUAUAGGUUUGAAAUGGUGAUGGCCAAAUAGAUCAAUCUUUUCCUCUUCUGACCAUGAAAAUUCUAUCCACAAAGCAUCUGGCUUGUACAUGCGGGAAGCUGCACAUUUCAGUCGAGCUUGAAGGUGUCGAUUGCAAAGCAGUUACUAAGUUCUUGAUCCAUCACUCUCUCAGUCCGUGGUAAAACUAGUACAACUGUUUACUGUGAACUUUCUUAUUGGUGUUCCAGCAGUUUCCAUUUCAUGGCAGGCUUUAGUUUUGACAAAUCCUUUGUUCUCAGGAUAUCAAAUUUCCUUUUACCUGAGGGUGACACUUUAUGGGUCUCUUCCAGACCUUCCAUCCAUCCAUUUUCUACCGCUUAUUCCCUUUGGGGUCGCGGGGGGCGCUGGAGCCUAUCUCAGCUACAAUCGGGCGGAAGGCGGGGUACACCCU